CCAGGUUUGGCAGCUUGCCCAACUUGCGGCCACUUUGCAUUAAGAGGCCUCGCUUUCCUCAGCUCAGGGCCAGGCCUAUAGUGGCAUCAGCAAAUGUUUCUUAAAAGCUUGCCCAAGCCUUCCAAGAAGAGGAACGCAACAUUGAAGUGAAUUGGUGCACAGCAUGGCCAAUGGUCGUCAGCAUGUGAUGAGCGGAGCGAGGCGGCAGAAGCGGCCUGCACCAAUCUGUGCAAUUUCUGACAACAUCGAGGUGUGCGUGCAUGAGACGAUAGUCCGGAAGUAUGGGCCUGGGCCGCUCGAGCAGGCGCGCAAGUUGCUUGAUAAGACGGAUCUCAGAGCUGCUGCAGGCCUGGCUGUUGCGACUCUAGCUUUCUGGAAGUUCAUUCAGAGGAGAAGGAGGACGCACGAUGACAGGAGGUCUGAGAAUGAGGAGCGGGUAUCAGAAGCGACGAAAGGGGAAACUAGGAAAGAGUGGAAGAGGUCUGGCGAGGGCAAACCACCUACUGACGACGAGAAUGUCGCAGCUGAAGGGGUGCAUGAGCUGGUAGAAACCAGGCGUGCUCUGGAACUUGACCUGGAAGAAAGUGCUGCGGAGAGAAGAGCAGCUGAGGAGGGGUUGCGGCAGGGCUUUGAACGCCAGCUGCUGGUAGAGGAAAGGGGGGUCCCCUAUAGCUCUGCUGAGACCCCCCCUUUAGAGGCAACCAGCCCAAGAGCAGAAGACAGCCCCGUUGCUGCGCUUUUAGCAAAGGCGAAAGCCACGUCUGAAAAGGUUGACAGGAUUCACGAGCGGCUCAGGCGGCUGUCCAAAGGUGACGCGCCGAAAUAGGGGACUUCGUUUUCGAAAAUAGCAG
This is a messenger RNA of Klebsormidium nitens, 851 nucleotides long. The record is from the annotation of a GenBank genome assembly. Lineage: Eukaryota; Viridiplantae; Streptophyta; Klebsormidiophyceae; Klebsormidiales; Klebsormidiaceae.